This is a messenger RNA of Cladophialophora psammophila CBS 110553, 1605 nucleotides long. Its product is annotated as high-affinity nickel-transporter. NCBI's taxonomy places the organism in Eukaryota, Fungi, Ascomycota, Eurotiomycetes, Chaetothyriales, Herpotrichiellaceae. The record is from RefSeq and is a predicted model, not a curated record. Gene Ontology annotation, biological process: nickel cation transmembrane transport. Gene Ontology annotation, cellular component: plasma membrane. The coding region runs from base 1 to 1605 and encodes 534 amino acids. Gene Ontology annotation, molecular function: nickel cation transmembrane transporter activity. The transcript has a single exon.
AUGGCACAUUCUGGUUCAGUCGACGACCAGGACUCUCCUUCAGCAGCAGCGGCAGGAAGCUCGGUGAAGUCAUGGCUUCAGAGACGGCGACGACACGUACAUAGCCGUCUCUCUGCUUUUCACGCCAGCAUACCAUACGUGCGAAAGCUACCCCUGGCUGUCAUCGUGAUCGUCAGUUCGCUCAUCCUGGUCAACCUCGUGGUGUGGGCGAUAUGUGGCCUGAUUCUGUCUUCGCACACCCACCUCUUGUCCACCGCUGCCUUGGCCUACACGCUGGGCCUUCGACAUGCCCUUGACGCCGACCACAUUUCUGCCAUUGACCUGAUGACCCGCCGACUCAUAGCCACGGGCCAGAGACCGGUGACAGUGGGCACCUUCUUCAGCCUGGGCCACAGCACCAUCGUCGUCAUCACGUCCAUCGUGGUGGCAGCCACCGCGGCAGGCAUCGCCGGGCGCUUCGACAGCUUCGGCACCGUUGGCGGCAUCAUCGGGACGUCUGUGUCGGCAGCAUUCCUGAUCCUCCUGGGCAUCAUGAACGCAUACAUUCUGUACAAGCUGGUCGUACAGAUCAAGAAGGUCAUCCGCAUGCGGCCGGAGCAGGAGGCCGAGGAGGCCUGGAAGAUCGAAGGGGGCGGCUGUCUCUUCCGGGUGCUGAAGAAGAUGUUCAAGCUCAUCGACCGUCCGUGGAAAAUGUAUCCCCUCGGAGUCCUUUUCGGCAUGGGCUUUGACACGAGUUCCGAGAUUGCACUCCUGGGGAUAAGCAGCAUUCAGGGGGCCAAAGGGACCAGCAUCUGGCUUAUCAUGAUCUUCCCCGUUUUGUUCACGGCUGGGAUGUGUCUUGUUGACACGAUCGACGGGGCGCUGAUGAUGAGUCUGUACGUUGCCCCGAUGGGCAUGGGCGGUGACGAGACGAGCAAGAAGGGCCACGCAGGCGAAGAGGCCCAGAACCACAGACCUGCCGAGCAAAUCUUUACAACAACGGACGAGCCAUUGAUCCUGGUCGACGUUGAGCAAUCGGCCAUGCAACCCGCUCCGCCAGAGCAGCAGCAACAACAACAACAGCAGGAGCUGGCAUCAGCAGGUCAACAGCCAACAGCAGCACGAGUAAAAGAUCCCCUGACGUUUCUGUACUACUCGAUCGUCUUGACGUCUCUGACCGUGCUCUGCGCCGUCAUCAUCGGCAUGCUCCAGCUCCUCUCGCUGAUCCUCAACGUCGCCUCCCCCAGGGGCCCGUUCUGGGACGGCGUCGCUAAGGCCGGCGAUCUCUACGAGGUCAUCGGCGGCGCCAUCUGCGGCAGCUUCGUCGUCGUCGGCGGCAUCAGCGUCCUGUGCUACAAGCCUUGGAGGAGGUGGGUGGAUCGGGAGAGAGAGCGGUUGAGAGGUGCUGUCCCUGCUGUGCCCGCAAGAGGCGACUUCGACGCUGGCGAUGAGGAAGGCAUUGUCACGCGUGUCGAGGACUCGGCUCGUGGUCCUGCAGGAGGACGAGGAGGCGACGACCUAGAGCGAGGUGCAGUUUUCGUCCGCGAGGAGGAGCUGGUUUCUGUGGACGGCAAGGGCAAGACGAUGCACACGCACAGGGAGAGGGUUGGGGGGCAAGCCCUUUGA